AUGGUUUGUGUGUGUAUAUAUUUUUAAUUCUACUAGAUUUAUUUCGCAGGUUAAUUUAAUUGUGGACGGUUUUUCAACUGUUGCUAGUCUGGAAAAGUGUAAAAUCCAACCUGGCAACUUAGAGGGGGCGGAAACUUCAUAUGGCUGCUGGCAACAUCUGGAAAGCUUUAUUAACACUGCUGCUGAGUUUGAAAAGUGCUCGGGAGAUGAACUGCAAAUCCAAAAUGUCUUUUAUAAAAGUAGAUGAUAAGUCGGACUUUUCUUUCCACAACCUCCCGUAUGGAGUUUUCUCCAACCCGGAUAAUGGUCGGAGGAGGAUCGGGGUGGCCAUCGGAGAUCAGAUCGUGGACCUGAGCGCCAUUAAACACCUCUUCACUGGACCGGAGCUCUCUCAGCACCAGCAUGUGUUUGAUCAGCCCACUCUGAACGCGUUCAUGGCUCUGGGUUCGGGUGCGUGGAGAGAGGCGCGUGCGCGCCUACAGACUCUGCUGCGCGCGGACGAGCCCACACUGAGAGACCAUCAGGAGCUCAGGGCCAGAGCGUUUGUUGAUCAGAGCACUGCACUGAUGCAUCUCCCAGCUGAGAUUGGUGAUUACACUGAUUUCUACUCAUCCAGAGACCAUGCCACUAAUGUCGGGAUCAUGUUCCGGGGCAAAGAGAACGCACUGAUGCCAAACUGGCUGAGGCUGCCGGUUGGCUAUCAUGGCCGAGCUUCAUCUGUGGUCAUCUCAGGAACUCCAAUCAGAAGACCUCAAGGCCAGAUGAGGCCAGAUGCAGCCAAGCCUCCUGUGUUUGGGCCAUCAAAGCAACUGGACAUUGAGCUGGAAAUGGCUUUCUUUGUGGGUCCCGGGAACAGACUAGGAGAGCCGAUUCCCAUAGAGAAAGCACAUGAACACAUCUUUGGUAUGGUGCUGAUGAACGACUGGAGUGCAAGGGAUAUCCAAUCAUGGGAGUAUGUGCCAUUAGGUCCAUUUCUGGGGAAAAAUUUUGGGACCACCAUCUCUCCCUGGGUCGUUCCUAUGGAGGCUUUGAUGCCCUUUGUGGAGCCUAACACAGUGCAGGACCCAGAGCCAUUACCAUACCUUCGCCACCAGGACCCAUACACAUUCAACAUAAACCUCUUUGUCACCAUUAAAGGCGAAGGCAUGAGUGAGGCAACCACCAUCUGCAAGUCUAACUUUAAGUACAUGUAUUGGACCAUGAAGCAGCAGUUAGCGCAUCACACAGUGAACGGCUGUAACAUCAGACCAGGAGACCUGCUGGCGUCAGGCACCAUCAGUGGACCGGAUCCGGAAAGUUUUGGCUCAAUGUUGGAGCUCUCAUGGAGAGGGUCAAAGGUCAUUGAACUGGGCAGAGGAGAGACAAGGACAUUCCUUAAGGAUGGAGAUGAGGUCACACUCACAGGUUACUGUGAGGGUCACGGAUACCGUGUUGGUUUCGGAUCAUGCCAGGGAAAAAUCGUUCCUGCCCUACAGCAGUGAUGCUCCCCAUUCUUCUCCUCCCAUCUGUCAGUCCGUCCCAAAACUGGCUCGGCUCUUCAGGCACCAAAUAGUGCCUUAUCAGUUAUGUUUAAUUAUUCUUGACCUUUUCAGGGACACCUAAUGGAGAGCACACAAGCUAUUGUUAUUCACUCAUUGGAGUUUCACUGAGCCAAAGCUCUUCUCUGGGCAGAAAUGAUUAUGAUUGAUUAUGUGUGACAGCCAGGGAAAUUGAACAGAGAUUAGAUUAAGCACAUUGACUUUUGUUUAAUAGUAUGAGCAUGUCCAGAAACAUUGCAUUGGCUUUUUUUUUAUUAAAUACUCCAAAAAUGCAAGCAAUAUAGAAUAUGAAUGUUUCAUAUAUAGCUUUUUAAAAGUAUGUAUGUUAAAUGUAUUUUUGUUGUUUACAGAAAGGCAAAUACAGAAAGAUUCAUAUCCAUUAAUCAGUGGCAAAAUGAAUUCAAUUUUGAGUAUGUUUGAGUCAGCAGCGUAUUACUGCCAUGCCAGAAAAACUGAAAUGGAUCAGUAUCAUGUUAUAAUGCGAAAAGUUUGUGUUAAGAUAUUUCUUGUGUUAUUAUAACCUACAAACUUACCACAUUAUAAAAAGCUAAAUUAUCAUGCUAUGACAUGAAAUGUUUUUUGUAUUAUAACAAGAUAAAUAGUAUAUUGUUAUAUCAAGAAAGGUUUCUUGUUAUAACAUGAUGAGCUUGUAUGUUGUAGUAUCAUCAAUAUACUGUAUCUUGUUAUAACAUGAAAAUAUCUUAACAAUAAACUUUCCAUGUUAUAACAUGAUACUGAUCUGUUUUUCUUUGUCUGAUGUGUUUCAGCAAUACGCUUCCGUAGUUUGAGUUUUAACUAAUUAGCAAUGUCUUCCUUUAAGUAGUUCAGUAAGUAGUUACUUAGUGACUAACUCCUUGACCUUUUAUUUUAGUGCGAGAAGACAGGAAUGCAGUAGUAGCCAGUUACCUAAACACUGAAACGUUAAACAGGCCGGCUCACCCUUCCCAGAAGUAGCGAGUCGCCAUUUUUGCAUCCACGGAUAUUCCACCGUUUGAUCAUGAAUUGUAAUGUGAAAUUGAAGAUACUUUGUCAAAGACGUCAUAUUUUAAAUUCUUUGACGGAUCGUUCUGUUUUCGUAUGGUUAUUCUGUUGUAAUGGACCGGAGCCAGCCUCGGCUUUCUCGCAGGUGGCCACGACGGAAAGAAAAUCUCAUCUCAUCUCAUCUCAUUAUCUCUAGCCGCUUUAUCCUGUUCUACAGGGUCGCAGGCAAGCUGGAGCCUAUCCCAGCUGACUACGGGCGAAAGGCGGGGUACACCCUAGACAAGUCGCCAGGUCAUCACAGGGCUGACACAUAGACACAGACAACCAUUCACACUCACAUUCACACCUACGGUCAAUUU
Molecule: messenger RNA, 2878 nt
Organism: Neoarius graeffei (lesser salmon catfish)
Lineage: Eukaryota; Metazoa; Chordata; Actinopteri; Siluriformes; Ariidae
Gene: fah
Product: fumarylacetoacetate hydrolase (fumarylacetoacetase)
Exons: 14
Coding region: 141-1481 (446 amino acids)
Biological process (GO): homogentisate catabolic process; L-tyrosine catabolic process; L-phenylalanine catabolic process
Molecular function (GO): fumarylacetoacetase activity
Source: RefSeq, a predicted model, not a curated record